Lodderomyces jiufengensis is the source of this 696-nucleotide messenger RNA. RefSeq lists its product as uncharacterized. The record is from RefSeq and is a predicted model, not a curated record. Bases 1 to 696 code for a protein of 231 amino acids. Lineage: Eukaryota; Fungi; Ascomycota; Pichiomycetes; Serinales; Debaryomycetaceae. The transcript has a single exon.
AUGGGGAUUGAAGAAUUUACGUAUAAACCAAAUCCAAAAAAUAUUAUAAUAGCUUUAAUAACAGAAGAGUAUCCAUCAAUUAGUUGUGAAGGUGAUGAAAAAGUUGAAUUAUAUAUAAUCAAAAACGCUUUUUAUUUUAAAUCAUUUACAAGUAAAUUAUUACAAAAGAAUACGAAUUCAAUAAUAAUUAUAGAAUUCGAGUCACUUCAGUCUAUUUCCGAAUGGUAUCAUAUAUUUCAUGAUUUGAAUAAAGUUGACGAAAGUGAAUAUAAAUUACAACAAUUAAUAAUAAUAUCAAUUGAUCCAAAAUACUUAUCAGAGUUGACUAUUCAAUCUACAAGAAUACUUCAACUAUUAAGAAUAAUGAGUUUAAAACAUGGUUGUGCUAUAAUAUCGAUUAGGAAUUUGUUGAAUUAUUUAAAAACUCACAAAAUUGAGAAAUUAACAAAGUUAAACAAAGUCUCUGUAAAACCCAAUUUCGAAGAAUCAACGAUACAUGAUGAUGAUUUCCUACUUUACAUACCAAGUUCUUGGGAUUCCUGGAAUAAAAUUAUAGUUCAUGGUAAAUCUACAUUAUUUUCUGACGAUGAUAGAAAUGACGGAAUUAUUCGAGAUGAAAAGCAAUUACAAGAGUUGGAUAGUAAAUAUGAGGACUUUUUAAGUAACGAUGAUCCAACCAAAGAUUGGUCAAAGUAA